Molecule: messenger RNA, 1245 nt
Organism: Danio rerio (zebrafish)
Lineage: Eukaryota; Metazoa; Chordata; Actinopteri; Cypriniformes; Danionidae
Source: RefSeq, a predicted model, not a curated record
AUGACGUCAGCACUGACGCGCUCAUUCAGCGUCGAGUCUUCAGAGCUGAGAUCGUCCCAUCAGUCUACAAGUGAAGACGAGCAUCAGACCAUCAGGAAGAAGAGAAAUCUGCAAAGACAGAGUUUAUUGAAGGACAGUGAGAAGAUGAGUGAUCCAGAACCCUGCAGAAUUAAACAGGAAGAGUCUGAAGAACUAAUAGAUGUGAAGGAGGAGAGUGAAGAUGAGGAGAAACAUCAGGUCAAAAGUGUAGAAAAAACUCCAUCAGAGACUAAACAAAGUAUUUUAGUGGGAAGUGCAGCUGUUAAAGGUUCGACCUGCACUCAGUGUGGAAAGAGUUUCAGGUAUAAAUAUGAUCUCAGUCGUCACAUGAGGAUCCACACUGGAGAGAAACCUUACCAGUGUUCACACUGCGACAAAAGAUUCAGCGAUUCAGGGUGCCUGAAAUCACACGAGAGGAUUCACUCUGGAGAGAAACCGUAUCGCUGCACUGAUUGUGGGAAGAGUUUCAGACAUUUGUCUUCUCUAGGAAGACACGCACGAAUCUUUCACAACCCGAUGGUGAAGGAGGAGGAAGGUGCCAAUGGUCAAUAUUCAUGCUCUGAGUGUGGAAAGAAUUUUACGCAACAAUCCAGUUUAAACAGACAUCAGAGGACUCACACUGGAGAGAAACCACACACAUGUGAUCACUGCGGCAGAUCAUAUUUUAACCGUUCAGAUUUGAAGGUCCAUCUUGGAGUUCAUACAAAUGAGAACCCUUACUCCUGCUCUGAGUGUGGAAAGAGUUUUAUUCUUCAGGUAUAUUUAAGAAAACAUCAGAAGAUUCACACCGGUGUGAGAGAGUUUGCGUGCUUUGAGUGUGGGAAGAGUUUUGUUUUACCCGGAGACUUGAAACGACACCAGAGGACUCACACUGGAGAGAAACCGUACACAUGUACUCAGUGCGGGAAGAGUUUCACACAAUCAGCAAACCGUAAGAAACACAUGAAGAUCCACACUGGAGGGAAAACCAGCUCUGUUUUAUCCAAAGAUGCAAAUUAGAUUCAGGUGCAAAACUGAAACAUCACAUAAAACAUCUGUGAAUAAAGCAGCGUUUCCAUCCAACGAGACAAACAGAACUAAACCAUCAUGUCCUGAUAAACUAGCAGCAGAUAUGAGACAGAAAAAUGUAGUUAUGUGCGAUCGGAGAAGCAAAUGUGAACCUUUAUUAUAUUAAAUUAUUUGCGGAUCAGAAGACGAAACGCAAUG